UUUGUAUCUUUUUGCGUGUCGCUCACGACGACAGGAAUCAACAAAGCAAAGACGACGACACGAGAAGCACGCAGCAGAGCAGAGCAUCAACACGGACACACGUUGGUUGUCUUGCUUGGGGAACAGUACAAGAAGAGAGAUAGAAGAAGUGAAGAAAGAAGAAGAUGUCGUCCUUGCUGGCGGAGAUUGCCCGCAAGAAGAAAGAGCUGCAACAGCUCGGCGUCACAGACGAGAAGCAAAAGUUUGUGCGGCGUCGUGAUAUCGAGAAACGCAUGGAAGAGCGUUACUUGGAGGCACAAAACGGAAAGAAGGCCGCACAGAACAGCCACGACGACGAUGACGAAGACAGCAACGCAGCAGCCAAGGACUACAACGAGGACGACGAUCUUGACAACGAGGAUCUCCCAGACAUUCCCAUGACAGAAGUUCGCAAGCGGCUGCGAGCGAUGGGCCAGCCCGUGCUGAUGUUUGGCGAGGACGAGAUACACGUGCGCCGGCGCCUCCGCAACUGUGAGAUCCAGAGCAUGGACCAGAUUCUCGAGCGGCAGCGAAACGAGAUGCAGGACGCCCUCCACAACGUCGAUGCAACAGCCGUCAACGACAUUCUGCGCGGGAAGACCGGGCUGCAGGAGGACACGGGCCCAAAGUACACGUGGGAGGAGAUGCAGGCGCUGGGCAAGCGGCUGGGCAAGGAGAGCGACGCAACAGAUAUGAAGCUGAUUCGCCGCUUCUUCAAGUUUCUGCUUGAGCUAUGGGGAAAAGAUUUGAACGAUCGGCCGAUUGAGAUCCGGCAGUCGUCGCAGGGGAAGCGCGCGAGUGCCAUCUACUACACCACCGCACAGAACAUGAAGCCCCUCUUCAAGAAGCUCAAGAAGAAGGAUCUCCCGGACGACAUUCUGUUCAACCUGCGGGAGAUUGCGCUGUCGAUUAUGAAGCGAGAGUACAUCCAAGCGAACGACGCGUACCUGCGCAUGUCCAUUGGCAACGCGCCCUGGCCCAUUGGCGUCACCAACGUCGGUAUCCACAGCCGUACCGGUCGCGAAAAGAUCUCCGCCCACAACAUUGCGCACGUGCUCAACGAUGAGAUGCAGCGCAAGUACAUCCAGGGGCUCAAGCGCCUGAUGACCUUUGCACAAAAGCGAUACCCCAACGUGCCCUCCAAGUGCCUCGAAUUCCAGGGCAUGGAGGACACGCUGUAUCCCGUGAGCAACGACCUGAAGAUGCGCGAGGUGGAAGAGGAGCAGACGGCGUGGCUGGAGGCCGGUCACGGCGCUGACAGAACCGUCAGGACAGACGUCGCUGCCACGGAAAAGUAGGAAAGCUCCCGCAAAUCGUCGUCAAGCGAUAUCGCACCGCACUCCUAACAGCGGUGGUGGUGGUGGUUUGGGGUGAGGGGAAGAUGGGUUGUGAGGCUGACUGCAUGUGCGUGGUGUGUGUGUGUGUGUGUGUGUGUGU
This is a messenger RNA of Salpingoeca rosetta, 1455 nucleotides long. RefSeq lists its product as uncharacterized. Lineage: Eukaryota; Choanoflagellata; Craspedida; Salpingoecidae. Bases 165 to 1316 code for a protein of 383 amino acids. The transcript is spliced from 10 exons. Gene Ontology annotation, cellular component: U2-type post-spliceosomal complex; U4/U6 x U5 tri-snRNP complex; U5 snRNP. The record is from RefSeq and is a predicted model, not a curated record. Gene Ontology annotation, biological process: generation of catalytic spliceosome for second transesterification step; RNA splicing.